Megalobrama amblycephala (Wuchang bream) is the source of this 517-nucleotide messenger RNA. It is a transcript of the gene rltgr, whose product is annotated as RAMP-like triterpene glycoside receptor. The transcript is spliced from 3 exons. NCBI's taxonomy places the organism in Eukaryota, Metazoa, Chordata, Actinopteri, Cypriniformes, Xenocyprididae. The record is from RefSeq and is a predicted model, not a curated record.
AUGUUUUAUGAUUUAUUGCUGUUUGUCAAGAUCAUAUGCUUUCAUAAGCUUUUGUAUGUAUCUGCAUGUUUUGGCUUAUUUUCGAUAUGGGUGACACUUUGUAUCUGGUUCUUUAUUAGUAGUUUUGCUAUAUUUUAUAAGAUAUUUACAGGCUUGCUACUAAAAUUUCCCACUUCAUUCUUUUUGUAAGUGGGGAAUAUGAGAGCAUUGUUUAAAUAUACACAUGGACACAUUUUUGUUAAAUAUAAAGAUGCCUUAAAGGUGACAGUAUUAAAGUUUGUGUAGCACUUAGAACUUAUUUUUAUACCUGAAUUCCAUCUCUGUUUAUAUGAACUUUGUUUUUCGAUCAUAGACUGUUUGAAAUAAUUUAUUGUCUCGGCGAACUGAAGAGAGAAUUGGACGGGUAUCGUCAGGGAAAAAAUAAGCUGAGAGCUUCAUAGUGCUACAGAGUAAGAGAGUUGUAAUUAUAAAUUAUAAUUCCAGUAAAUCAACUAACCAUCAAUAGUUCACUUCUAAA